CUCUUCCAACCAUGGUGCCUGACUGCUUGUGCAGGCUGCCAGCCCUACAUCCCAGGUCUGUUUUGCUGCGAGGAGGGAUUGAGAAUCAAUGGCAGCAAGGAACAGAAUGGCAGCAAAACAGGGGGCAAAAGAAGAGGAUCCAUACUGGAAGGGAGGUGGGAUGGAACUGGGACUUGUUCCUGGGAAGAUUCUUUUCUUCCUUAGAUCAGACAGCAUCUGCUUCUUUAUUUUCUCUACCCUCAGCGUGAUGCUUCUGGUUUACAUGAGGUUCUCCUCAUUUAUUUGGGCUGUGGUAGCACAUAGAGGCUGAGCCUGGGGAUGGGAUGCUUCUGUGCAAGGUGCCUCCUCACCCUACCCCCAGUACUAGCCCUGAGCAUGAGUUUGUUAUAAUUGUGGCACAUCCAGUGAUGGCUUUGCCUAAAAUUGCUCAUCUUGCUCGCUCAGCACAUCUGCACUUUGACAUAGUUUUAAUUACUGAUACAAUUGGUGGCUUUAUUUCAAACGUGGGUAAUUUCAUUACCAGUUUUUAUACACCUUUUUAGUUCUUUGCCCAUGAGUUUCUCAAAGCAAAAUCAAAUGAAUCACUGACAUCAUCACUGUUCUUUCCUGAAAAUGGUUAUAAGGGAUGUGGCUUAAAACCUCCGGAGAUAUCAAGUAUGAUUUCAAUAGAUGUUUUUCUUAGAACAUACUGUACUACAACAUUAUCCACCUAUCACAUAACAGCCAUAACAAUCUUCCAAAAAAUAUAUAUUUUUAAGUAUGUACCCAUUUUUUCCAAUGCUAAAUUGUUAGGGCCCAAAAUAUUCAUCGCUCUGGGUGCAAAAAUUCAGAUAUACAUUUUUUUCCCCACUGGCAGUGGGCUUCUCAUACCGAGUGCUCAUCUUUCAUUCUUAAAACAUUGAUUUCUUUUUGAGCAACUGAAAACCACGUAGAUCUCCUAUGUAAAAAGGAAAAGACUAAAGCUGUUGUUGCAAUGGAUGGAGACAGAACGGGAGACCUUCUGAUGUGCACAGGCACAUCUUAGCACAGCACCACGCCAAACAAGUUAAUGGGCAACGUAUACAGUUCAUCCUAUGUCCAUAGUUGCUUUGAUAGCAUUUUGUGGAUAAGUGGAUUCUUAUAUUUUCUAUAAAUGGAUUCUUAUAUUUUCUAUAGAAGCAUUUUCUUGACAUAGCAAAAUUUCAUAGGUAAGUGAUGCUCCGUAAACACAUUUUACAUUGGCAUCUUACAGAGAAGCAGUGUUACAACUAAGGCAGCGGCCUUGACUCACGGGGUUAUGUGAGUGCAGUGGAAAAAAAGUUUGAAUCGUGGAAUGACAGAACAGUUUGGGUUGGAAGGGACCUCAAAGCCCUCCCAGCUCCAACCCCGUGCCAUGGGCAGGGCUGCCCCCCACCAGCUCAGCUGCCCAGGGCUGCAUCCAACCUGGCUUUGAGCACCUCCAGGGAUGGGGCACCACAGCUUCUCUGGGCAGCUGUGCCAGGGCCUCACCGUCCUGUGAGUAAAGAAUUCCCCCCCUUUAGAACUUUUGAUUUUUUUUUUUUUAAUUAUUAUUCCCAACAAACAAUCAGUGGGAAUGCUGCAAAUUCCCGAGCUUCGUUUCUAAUGGUAAUCACCAACUUUCCUUAACAUUUCUCCUUGAAGAAGUUUCUUUUGCACGCAGCCAAAGUGACGCUCUCCCCGGAGCUGGGUGCUCGGGGCCAUUUGGCUCCACAGCGUGCUGGCACGCAGUGAAGUUUUGAUUCCGGCUGUUUUAAUUAAAGCCUAUUUCCAUAGGAUUACUCCAGCGUGGAUCAGCUCCACGGUUCUGUUUGUUUUAAUAAACUCUCAGAGCUCUCCUCCUUCUAGAGAGAGAUUGUGCUGCAAACAAGGCAGCCCUGCGGUUCGUAGCAGAAACAUGGAAAUGCUGCCGUAAAAGAUGAAAAAAAAAAAGAAAAAAAAAAAAAGCUUUGAUGGAAUUCAUUACAAUCUAUGGACGAACAGAAACAACCUACAGCUCUAAGGCAGAUGGGCCGGCACAGGUGGGCAUGCAGCGGAGCGGGACGCCGGAGUCUAUGAAGUAGACCCAGGCUCCCUCUGCUAGGCUCUGCACAAACACAGAAUAGAGACGGUAGAUGACUGCAGAGGGAUGGUGACUGAAAGGUGCUUUUCCCCCAUGAGUGCGAGAAGAGUGUCUAGUUAAAAGAAGUGACUGCUGUGGAGGACAGCAUGACCACCAUGAAAGGAAGCUGCCUUCUUGUACUGCUGUUGGCAGGAUUUGGAGUACUAGGAAUACUGGAGCCAGAUGCAGAAGAUAUCCACUGUCACAGAGCUGUGCACCCAGUUAUCACGUACAAAGAAAUUGCUCCUUGGUUACAUGUGUUCAAAGCAGAAGAUGCUGUAGACUUCUCACAAUUAACAUUUGAUCCAGGACAAAAAGAGCUUAUUGCUGGAGCAAGAAACUACCUCUUCAGGUUGCAACUCGAGGAUCUCUCUCUAAUACAGGCAGUGGAAUGGCAAUGUGAUGAAGCUACUAAAAGAGCCUGUUACAGUAAAGGAAAAUCAAAGGAGGAAUGCCAGAACUAUAUUCGAGUGCUUCUUGUUGGAGGCAACCAUCUCUUUACCUGUGGAACCAAUGCUUUCACUCCUAUUUGCACAAAUCGGACGUUAAAUAACUUGACAGAGAUACAUGAUCAAAUCAGUGGCAUGGCUCGUUGUCCUUAUAGUCCCCAGCACAACUCCACUGCACUUCUCACUUCCAGUGGGGAAUUAUAUGCUGCUACAGCCAUGGAUUUUCCGGGAAGGGAUCCUGCCAUUUAUCGCAGUUUGGGAGCCCUUCCUCCUCUCCGUACUGCACAGUACAACUCCAAGUGGCUGAAUGAACCCAAUUUUGUGUCAUCUUAUGACAUUGGGAAUUUCACCUACUUCUUCUUCCGAGAGAAUGCAGUGGAACAUGACUGCGGAAAAACAGUCUUCUCUCGUGCUGCUCGAGUGUGUAAAAAUGAUAUUGGUGGCAAGUUUGUGCUUGAGGAUACCUGGACUACCUUCAUGAAAGCUCGGCUGAACUGCUCUCGUCCUGGAGAAAUUCCAUUUUACUAUAAUGAACUGCAGAGCACUUUCUUCCUGCCAGAAUUGGACUUGAUCUAUGGGAUUUUUACCACUAAUGUGAACAGCAUAGCAGCCUCAGCAGUUUGUGUUUUCAACUUGAGUGCCAUAACUCAGGCUUUUAAUGGACCCUUCAAGUACCAGGAAAACUCUCGCUCUGCUUGGCUUCCAUAUCCCAAUCCUAACCCAAAUUUUCAGUGUGGCACCAUGGACCAGGGUUUGUAUGUGAACCUGACUGAGAGAAAUCUUCAGGAUGCUCAAAAAUUCUUCUUAAUGCAUGAGGUCGUCCAACCAGUUAUUCCAAUUCCAUACUUCAUGGAAGACAACAGCCGAUUUUCUCACGUGGUUGUGGAUGUUGUGCAGGGCAAGGACAUGCUCUUCCAUAUCAUCUAUCUUGCCACAGACUAUGGCACUAUUAAGAAAGUACUUGCCCCAAUGAACCAGACUUCAAGCAGCUGCCUGCUUGAGGAAAUUGAACUCCUGCCAAAGAGUCAGCGGGAGCCCAUCAGGAGUCUUCAGAUCCUGCACAGCCAGAGUGUCCUGUUUGUGGGCCUUCAGGAACAUGUGAUUAAAGUCCCCCUGAAGAGAUGUCUGUUUUACAAAACAUUCAGCGCAUGCAUUGGAUCUCAGGAUCCUUACUGUGGCUGGGACAUGGUGAUGAAGAAAUGCACAACUCUGGAAGAAAGUCUGAGCAUGAGUCAGUGGGAGCAAAGCAUUACUGUGUGUCCAACAAGGAAUCUGACAGUGGAUGGACAUUUUGGAACAUGGUCACAGUGGAAACCAUGCAGCCACACGGACGGUGCCAGCACUGGCUCCUGCCUCUGCAGGACCCGUGUGUGCGACAGUCCAGCUCCUCAGUGCGGAGGGUGGCUAUGUGAAGGACCAACCAUGGAAAUUGCCAACUGUUCCAGAAAUGGAGGCUGGACACCAUGGACUUCUUGGUCACCUUGUAGUACCACCUGUGGAAUAGGCUUUCAAGUUCGUCAGCGCUCCUGCAGCAAUCCAACCCCUCGCCAUGGAGGACGUGUCUGUGUGGGACAGAAUCGUGAGGAGAGAUACUGCAAUGAGCAUUUGUUGUGCCCCCCACAUGUGUUUUGGACAAGCUGGGGUCCAUGGGAACGCUGCACGGCUCAGUGUGGAGGAGGGAUUCAGGCUCGGCGUAGGACAUGUGAAAAUGGUCCUGACUGUCCUGGCUGCAGCGUGGAAUAUCAACCUUGUAACACCAAUGCCUGUCCAGAGUUAAAAAAGACAACUCCUUGGACACCUUGGACUCCAGUUAAUAUUUCAGACAACGGUGGUCACUAUGAACAACGAUUCCGAUACACCUGCAAAGCACGCUUGCCUGACCCAAAUUUGCUGGAGGUGGGAAGGCAAAGGAUUGAAAUGCGUUAUUGUUCCAGCGACGGCACCAGCGGGUGCUCGACAGAUGGAUUAUCAGGGGAUUUCUUGCGUUCUGGACGAUAUUCUGCUCACACCAUCAAUGGUGCCUGGUCGCCAUGGUCUGCAUGGUCUCAGUGCAGUCGUGACUGCAGUAGGGGUAUACGAAAUCGCAAACGGGUCUGCAGCAAUCCUGAGCCCAAGUAUGGUGGUCUUCCUUGCCUUGGUCCAUCUCUAGAGUACCAGGAAUGCAACAUUUUGCCUUGCCCAGUGGAUGGAGGCUGGUCUUGCUGGUCAUCUUGGUCAAAGUGCUCAGCAACUUGUGGAGGAGGGCAUUACAUGAGAACCCGCUCCUGCACCAAUCCUGCACCGGCAUAUGGAGGAGAUAUUUGUCUUGGCCUGCACACUGAAGAAGCCCUCUGCAACACACAACCAUGUCCAGACAGCUGGUCAGAGUGGUCCGAGUGGUCUGAGUGCGACUCAUCUGGCAUGCAGCUCCGUGUUCGUCAGUGCAUUCUUUUGUUUCCUGUGGGCAGCCAGUGCACGGGCAACACCACAGAGAGCCGAGCCUGUGCUUUUGACUCCAACUUUAUACCAGAAAUAUCAGUGGCACGAUCCAGCAGCAGAGAAGAAAAACGAUGUGGCGAGUUCAAUAUGUUUCACAUGAUCGCCGUGGGAUUAAGUAGCUCAAUACUUGGUUGCCUUCUUACUCUGCUUAUUUACACUUACUGCCAACGAUAUCAACAACAGUCCCAUGAUGCAACUGUCAUCCAUCCAGUGUCACCAGCUCCUCUAAAUACCAGCAUCACCAAUCAUAUCAACAAACUGGACAAAUAUGAUUCUGUAGAAGCCAUCAAGGCAUUUAACAAAAACAACCUGAUUCUGGAGGAGAGAAACAAAUACUUCAAUCCACAUCUCACUGCAAAGACUUACUCUAAUACCUAUUUUACAGAUUUCAAUAAUUAUGAUGAAUACUAAUGGGCUUGUGUAUUUUCUGGCCUCCUGUAACUCCCCAGUCCCCAAGGCCUGUGCUACAUGACUGCUCAUGUGAUUGAGGCUUCAGAGAUGAAGUUCAGAGACAUUUCAAGCACGAUCCAAGCCGUCAAUGUCCCAUUGCUGCCAAAUGCCCAAAACAACUGUUUGUGACAUGCUGUUUUCUCUGCGGAGUGAAAGAUUGGCCUUUGGUGUCGGGCGCAGAUGUAGCCCCUUGGUGUUGCUGAACCGCUCACAAGGAACAUGUCGCUUUGCUGUUUCAUAAGCAUUCAGUCAGAUUUCUCUGACAAAGGACUGAGCAAUUCCUAUUACCCCUUAAAUCUGCUCCUGGAGUACAAACGCAAUUUUCUUUUUAGGCAUUGUCUUUUGUUUCCUUGGGGUUUGGCAAGGAAGCUGUGCUGUUAGCCUCAGAGCCCUCUCUGCAGCCUCCUGAAGCUCACAUCACCACAGAGAUCUUGCAGGGUGUUGAGAAGAACAGCAAAAAGAAGCAUGGUGGUUUAGUAAUGCUCUGCAGCAGCAUUAGGCUCUGUAGGGCUGGUCUUCCAGGGCUGCAGAUCACUCAAGCUGUAGUUCAGCUGUUCAGAGGGAGGAGACUAAAGCUGUACCGAGGGAUAUGAUCUUGUAAUGAAACUGGAAAGCUUCAGGAUAGGUGGUUUCCAAAUGUGAGCCAAGCUUGGUCACAGAAGGCCUCCACACUGUUUGGUUGAAUUAUGAGGGUGGUGGAGGGGCACGUCUUGCAGGGAGACCAAGACAGGAGGGAAAAUGGGAAAGGCAAACAGGAAGGCUUGCUUGACUGCCAGGGUGGUGGUGGCCUACAGUCAGGCCAGGUAUGGGAAGAUGCAACUGCACCGCCAUUUGUGUGCUGUCUCAAGCACUGGUGGCACAUUGGCAUAAUCUGUAGAGCUGCUUUCCUCUAUCUGGCUUUUAUUUUUUAUGCAUGUCUUUGACAAAACAAAGCAUCAUCAGAAAAUGCAGAUGUAUCUGCAAAGCAUUUUCUCAUCUUACUGUUGUGUCUGGCCCACACCAACCAGCCCCUAAAGGAACCCUCUUAUGGUGUUUUAAGUGAGUAUCUCGUUGGACUUCAUUGAUGUAAAUAUUUAAAAUCCCAUUUGAGUUUUAAAUUAUCAGUUUUAGUUCCUCUUGUAGUGGCAGGUGAAGAAACACAAAGGAUUUUUAUACCAUUUUUUUUCUUUGUUCUGUUGUCUUCACUCACAUUCAUGACAAUAUCAUUUUUUGAGCUGAAAUUCCAGAUGUAGAACUUAAUAGAAAAGGGCAGGGGUUUGGGCCAGAUUUUCCAAAAUUCUUAAUAGCAAGACAGCAUUUGCUAUUCUCAGAAGCUUGUGGAAAAAAAAAAAAAAAAAAAAAAAAAAACUUAAAAACAAAUAUUGAGGACUAAAGAAUUAGGCUUUCUUGAGCAUGUUAGAUGUAAAGAUGUCCUACCAGAAUGCCAGGAAGGUAUGCAGAGAGACAGAGUAGAAAUAUUUCCAUUCCUUACUCAGAGCCCUUGAUCAUUAGGUUAUGCUACAAUAGGCAAACAGAGAAUAAUAUGUGCAGAUUAAAAUGAUUAAAAAUUUUAUACAAAAAAAACUACACAAAAGAUACCAAGAACAUUGAGGCUGUGAGACUGCACUUAAGCAUCACCUUGGUGGUCCAGCCACACCAUGUGUAUCAAUGGCGAUGAGCAACAUUCUUGAAUGGGGAUAGGUCUAAAUGUAGCACUGUGAUUCCUAUCUCUGUUCUGCAUAAAACGAGAAAAUGCAAAGCAAGUGGUCUUUGAAAAGCUGUACUGUAAAAUGAACACACAUUUACCAUCUAUGAAAAUAAUUAGGACGAGCUGCCUAUUUUUUCCAGAUGAAUCAUUCUCCCCAUUGCUAAAAGAAAGUUCUCCCACCCUUUCACUGGUUUAUCUUUAGAAGGGUUGAUAACACCCAUUUCCCAUAUUUUAUUAUUGUUUUAUAGUACAUCAGAUUUGAUUUUCUGGGAAGAAAUUAUUGGAUUGCCUUUGAGUAAGGGGAAAUUUUCUCUGCAAGAAUAUUCAGUGAAACAAACAGAUGGGGGAAUGGCUCUCCAAAUCACAAGCAUGUCCAGUAUUCGAAUCACUCUGUUCAUGCCAAAAGAUACAUUUUUACAUUUCAGUAUAUUUUAAAAGUAAGGUCUAUAUUGCUGCCACUGCCAAGAAGAAGCAGCACAUGCACAUAGACGCAUGCACAACACUGUUCCUCUCUGCCCCUGUACUAAGAGCACAUUAGUCUGGCUUAUGGAGUUUGUAUUUAGACUAUUAGUUAUGAAUCCAAUAUCUUAAAAAUAUUUGAUGUAUGUAUUUUUAUUUUAACCUUUUUAAUAAAAUUCAUCUGAAAUAAGAUUAAAAAAUCUUUAGUAGAUUAAGGCACACUUAUCUUUACAGUGAUUUGUCUUCCAUUCCUUUCAUGAAUAGAUAAAUAUGUUAGAUGUGUUAUAUAUGCAACAAUAAUACUCUAGAUUAAGACUGCAUGAUCAUAGGUAGGAGUGCAUUUAGCAGAUGCUCGGUCUGCUCACACUUCCGUCUCCCAGAGGAGUGUUUCAGACGUUCAGAUCUCUGACCAACUCCUAUGUGAUGUAAUCUAAAAAUCACACCAACUUGUCAGAAAAGUUUUCCUUUUAAACAUUUUUUUUUGUCAUUUACCUUCUUAAGUUGCAUUAUUUUAAAUCUCAUGCAAAGGUAUAUUCAAAAUUCUACCUAAAGCAGUUUAAAGUCUGAUCUUCACAUUCCUUCAGGGUAAAUGCGAUGUUUAAAGGAAAAUUUUAAAUCACUUCAAUGAGAAAAAUGUGAUUGCAAGGUCUCCUCAUCAAUCUAGACUGAGAGAACAGGUUGUAAAGCCAUUAGACUUUUGUGUCUUAGGUCAUUGUAGAGGACCCUGGGGGUGCACCAACUCCAUCAGUAUUUUCUCCUUCUGAGUUCUGCACAGCUGUCUACAUGGUUUAAUACAUCCUCCUCUACUAUAAAGAGAAAAGCAAAGUGAGGUUUCUAUUAAAUUUCAAUUUACUUUAUUUAACGUUUUUUCGAAAAUAGGCUACACACUUUGGUGGAAAGCAGAUUUCCACAUGAAGGCUCUAAUGUUGUUUUGUCAAAAAUGGAACAAAGUGGAUACUUGCAUGUCAAACUUGUUUAAGCUGACAGAGCUCUCAGACUUGUACAAGGGAAGAAUUUGAUUCUUGUAGCAUUGUUCUGUUCUUAGAAAGGGAAAACCAACGCCUUUUCCCCGUAACGUUUCGCAUGGAUAAAGUGACCUUUUCUGGAUAAAUAAAUAUCACCUCUAAUGUCGGUAAUUAAUAUUAUUAAGCCAGUUUUACAUCGAUUGCAUAACUUGUAAAAUGUUCUGGUUUGAACACACACAUUUGAGUAGGGAGAUCACAAUCCUCUGAAUAAAUCUUUAAUACUCCUUUCUGUGUAGCACUGCUAGAUGAGGUGAGGAGGAAGCAGGACUGCUAGUCUGAUACUGCAUAGUAAAUACUGUCAUUGGGUAAUCCAAGUUAAAAUUGUGCUGGAAUACAGGUUUUGGACUUAGUUUAGUGUCUGAUGCACAGAGCACAUUCCUCAGUUGCUUAGAAAAUGGACUCCUGUGCUUGCAGAUUUUAUUCGAGUCUAAUGACCUUUACGGCCACUUAAAAUUACUUCAGGUGGAAGCUUUUUCAGCCAUUUGCAGUCACCUGCUGUUGGAGCAGUGUGGUUUGGCUAAAACUAAUCAAGAGAUUUCUAACUGGAAUUAGGGUUUUCUUAAGAGAGGAAGAGAGAAUGAGGUUUAAAUGACUUUGAUUUCCAGGCUAUUAAGCAGUACUGAUUAAAGUCUCAGAUGGGUGUAGGACUCUGAAUUCAGUUAGGUCUCUCAGAAUCCCACUAUGACCUCUGGGAAGAUACCAUGUAGUGUACAAAUCAAGAGCCACUAAAGCACUUACGUUCAGUGAAGAAAGUUCUCAGAGCAUCUGAAGAUAUGACUCUUCAAACAAGAAAACAAAAUAAGAGGUCUCAGAUGCAACAAAAACAGUAAUGAGAAUAAAUGCUUCAAGAUUUUUUCCUCAUCAUCGCAGAAUAAAUAUAUUCACUUCUGUCAAUGUGGGACCAGUUUUAUUGAAAUCAGCGCUACAUACGCACAUUCCUAAAGUUAAUCGCAUGCAAAAUGGCUUUUCCGUGUGAGAUAAUUCUGUAAAAUAUUUGGUCCAAGUUCAUCCUGCUUUGCUUGAGGUGUGUGACCAAUUUUUAGUUGUAGCUGCCACUGGCACCCUUUGCAUCUCAUCAGGGAGACCAUCCUUAGAUGGGCAGAGUCACAACCCAGAGGAGGCUUGUAGAGAGAUACACUUAUAAUUUUCUCUGUCAUUUAGAUGCCUAAAUGUAGAUGGGCAAAAGCGAAGCUCUGGAGCACAAGUACAAUUUUACUUGUCACGUAAGUGACCACGCUGAGCUCAGCGGUAUGGAUGUAACAACUUACUAAGUUUAAUGUGUUUACAAGAUUGAGCCCAAAAUAUACUGCUUCUGCACAAAUCCAUGCUCAAUACAAGAUGGCCGCAGUAGUAAAGAAACAGAUGCAUUUAAAAUUGUUCACAAGCAAAUCUGCGUCUUGAUAUCAGGGAAUUGAUAUGUGUUCAUUGUGUGGGGUAUUUGAAUUCAUUCCUUUCUUUGCUAAAUAAAUAAAUGAUUAAAGAAGAUACAGCUUGAGUUCAUUUAAAAGCCAUUCUUCCAAAUAAAGGGUUUUGGGAUCUGUGAA
This is a messenger RNA of Gallus gallus (chicken), 10190 nucleotides long. It is a transcript of the gene SEMA5A, whose product is annotated as semaphorin 5A. Bases 2206 to 5436 code for a protein of 1076 amino acids. Gene Ontology annotation, molecular function: chemorepellent activity; semaphorin receptor binding. The transcript is spliced from 23 exons. NCBI's taxonomy places the organism in Eukaryota, Metazoa, Chordata, Aves, Galliformes, Phasianidae. Gene Ontology annotation, biological process: neural crest cell migration; negative regulation of axon extension involved in axon guidance; axon extension. The record is from RefSeq and is a predicted model, not a curated record.